This is a messenger RNA of Oppia nitens, 1227 nucleotides long. Its product is annotated as NDP-glycosyltransferase YjiC-like. The record is from RefSeq and is a predicted model, not a curated record. The transcript has 3 exons. Gene Ontology annotation, molecular function: UDP-glycosyltransferase activity. NCBI's taxonomy places the organism in Eukaryota, Metazoa, Arthropoda, Arachnida, Sarcoptiformes, Oppiidae. The coding region runs from base 1 to 1227 and encodes 408 amino acids.
AUGACUGGUCACUUAAAUAUGGGCGUCAAUGUGGCCCGACAGCUGGCCACUAGUGCUGAGCAUCGGGUUAUAUACUUGACCUCACAGGAAGCAGCCGACAAAAAACUAGACAAGUUAUUGGGAACCAAUGUAGAAAUCAUGAUCGAACCGGAACCGGGGAUAAAAAUUUGGCAACAAUUGACUGAUAAUAAUUAUUGGUUAGAAACGGGUUUACUAAGUGAUGGUCUACUGGCCUAUGAAAAAGCAUCGAUAAUAUUCAAUGAAAUGAAAUCAAUAGAUAAUUUAGAUAGUGAUAAUCAAUUACUGGAUCAAGUGUUAGCAGUGGUCAAACCGGAUCUAAUAGUUACUGAUUUUAGUAUUGUCUAUCCGGCAAUAGCUAGAUCGGGAAUCCCGUUGAUGAGGAUAUGGAUUACGGCACGAUUGACCGGUAUUGGUGAUAGAUUAUUACCGCCGCAUGGAUCGGGUUUACCUAUUGAUUCUAAACCUGAAAUAUUUGCUGAGUUUAAUGAAAAAUUAAUAAAACCAUUGAAUGCUAUUUGGAAACCAUAUAAUAAUUAUUUAGUUUCAAUGGGAUGUCAGCCGUUACCGGAAAAUGUCUUAUUCCCGAUUGACAACUGUCUCAAUAUUUAUGCCUAUCCUAAGGAAAUGGACCAAUUGUAUGAACAGAUUAAACCGUUACCAAAAAAUGUCAUACGUUUUGAUCAUAUGCUUAUUGAAUCUGAUUUUGAUGGACAGGAAUUUAUAAUACCCGACAAACUACGGGACAAAUCAGGAAAAUUGAUUUAUUUUGCAAUGGGAUCUAUCUGUGCAUCUGAUCGACAAAAUAUGAUUCGUUUAAUUAAAAUGUUGGGCAAAUCUCAGCAUAGAUUUAUAGUAUCAUUGGGUAACCGAUUAGAUGACUACUCUUUGCCCGACAAUGUAUGGGGACAACCAAGUCUACCCCAAUUGUCAAUACUGCCCCUGGUCGAUUUGGUUAUUACUCAUUGCGGUAUUAAUACUAUAUGUGAGACCAUGUAUUUUGGUAAACCUAUGAUAUGUUUGCCUGUAUUUGGCGAUCAAUACGAUCACUCACAGAGAAUAUAUGAAUUGGGUUUCGGUAUUAGACUAGACGUUCACAAAUGUACGGAACGGCAGUUAUUGGGAUCUAUUGACAGUCUAUUGACUGAUAAAGUGAUGGCCGAAAAAUUAAAGAAAAUAUCUCAACGAAUACAAUACAAAAUCUCUUAA